Messenger RNA from Drosophila erecta, 2388 nucleotides. It is a transcript of the gene fd59A, whose product is annotated as fork head domain-containing protein FD3. Gene Ontology annotation, biological process: anatomical structure morphogenesis; cell differentiation; regulation of transcription by RNA polymerase II. Bases 511 to 1875 code for a protein of 454 amino acids. The record is from RefSeq and is a predicted model, not a curated record. Gene Ontology annotation, molecular function: RNA polymerase II cis-regulatory region sequence-specific DNA binding; DNA-binding transcription factor activity, RNA polymerase II-specific. The transcript is spliced from 2 exons. Lineage: Eukaryota; Metazoa; Arthropoda; Insecta; Diptera; Drosophilidae.
AUUCGAGAUACGAAAACACAGCAACGGCGACACAAAAGCUCAGGGAAACGUCAGCGGCAGCGGCAAUGGCAGCGGUUUUUCAUAAAUAAAUGUUUGAGUUAUGUAGAAAAACAUUUUGGGCGAGAAGAUUUUCGUUUUCGUUGCGAUUCAGUUAACAUUUGGCCAGCGGAUUCCGCCUUCAACGGACACGACGACGGACUAGGCGCUAGCCUACUUUCCACUUUCCACACCACUGCUGGCCAUAUGUACAGUUUACUCUAGCAGCUAAGCCGGAAACGACGGUGACAGCGAGCACAACGGUUAACGGAAGCGGAAACGAACAAGAAAAUAUCAAAUUCCAGUUUAAAACGCGUAGCAUAUGCAAAUGCCGAGUGAAGCCAGUGAAGCAAGUCAAGCGCCAAAACGAACACAGUUCCUGAGCAAAAUAGUCAAAUAACAGUGUUGCGUCCUCUAAAUUAAGUGAGUCCAGUUCGCGGACUCGAAUAGACUACAGUGUAUACCCGCUAAGUCAUGCACACCAGCACGGAUCCCAUGCACAAUCUGCACGACAGCGUCUCCCUCUCGCCGCCGCUCAUCAAAAGCUCCAGAGGCGGCUCCUCCGGCGGCAACGGAAUCGGAUGCAGUGCGUCCUCGCGCGCCGCCGCCGCAGAUGCCAUGUCCAUGGGCUGCGACGACAGCGACAUCGAGCCGUCGUCCAUGGGCGGAAGUGGUGCCGCCGGCGGCAACGGCGACGGUUCGGGAUCCUCGGGUGGUCCACUGGUGAAGCCACCUUACUCCUACAUAGCCCUGAUCACCAUGGCCAUUCUCCAGUCGCCGCACAAGAAGCUCACGCUCAGCGGGAUCUGUGAUUUCAUCAUGUCGCGCUUUCCGUACUACAAGGACAAAUUCCCCGCCUGGCAGAACUCCAUCCGGCACAAUCUCAGCCUGAACGACUGCUUCAUAAAGGUGCCCCGCGAGCCGGGAAAUCCCGGAAAGGGCAACUUCUGGACGCUGGACCCGCUGGCGGAGGACAUGUUCGACAACGGUAGUUUCCUGCGCCGGCGGAAGCGCUACAAACGGGCGCCCACCAUGCAACGCUUCUCGUUUCCGGCGGUCUUUGGCACGCUUUCUCCGUUUUGGAUCCGCAAGCCCGUGCCCCUCGUGCCGGUGCACUUCAAUGUGCCCAACUUCAAUGGGAGCAGGGACUUCGACGUCGUCCACAAUCCGGCGGAUGUUUUUGACUCAGCUCUGCGGGCUGACAAGAAGUUCAACUUCUUUGCGAAUGCCGAGGCAUCCUUCUACCAGGGAAGUCAGUCGGGGGACAAGUUCGACCGACUGCCCUUCAUGAAUCGCGGUCGAGGAGUGGAUGCCCUGGAUGCACUGCCGCACAGCAGUGGCUCCGGUGGAGCAGGCGUUGGAUCCGAGGGCAGCCGUGGCUCCAAGUACAAAAGCCCCUACGCCUUCGAUGUGGCGACUGUGGCCAGUGCUGCGGGCAUUCCCGGCCACAGGGAAUACGCAGAACGACUGUCCGCCGGCGGUGGUUACAUGGAUCUCAAUGUGUACAACGACGAUGCGGACACAGAGGCCGAUGCGGAAGCCGAGGGAGAUGACGACUCCUGCGAGGACAAGAUCGACGUGGAGAGCGGCAAUGAGCAGGAGGACUCACAUAUCUCCGAUUCGGUGGACAGCGCCUGUACAAAUCGCCUGGACGCACCGCCGGAUGCGCUGAUCUUCGAGAACGCCGAGGCGUCCGACUCCAGUCCAAGGAGACGCUUCGAUAGCGAGCCCCUGGUCCUGCGGACCAGCAAACAGAGCAGCGCCAAGGACUUCCGCAUCGAGACGCUGAUUGGCCACCACCUGCAUCGCGGUGCCAGCCAGGAGGAGGCCAGCGACUAGGCGGGAUUCCCACUUGGGUGAACCAAUUGGCUUGUGUACAGUCCAGUGAACGGUGAUUUCAGUUUCGAUCUAAGCACGUUUUAAAAAUCCACUUACACCACCACCCAGGAAUCCAAUCCGAGCAGCAAGUAGUGAUCAGUAGGUGUAUCCGUAGGAUGUAGGAGCCAGCACACGAGUUUUUAAAUGCGACCAAAUCGAAGUCAACGCUAUAGUUGCCAGUCAGUCAGUCCACUUACGUACUAUACAUAUAUCUGCGCGUAAUAUCUAUGUAAAUCUGAAGCAUUGCACGUCUAUAGCAUACUUUUAACGCGAAUUCUUGGGGUCUGGACUCAGGAUUCCAGGCUCUAGACUAGACCUAUAUCUACCAUGCAAGUACUAAUCAUGUGUAUGUGUGCGUGUGCGUCUGCGUGUAACUGUAACACAUCCAAGCAAGAGGAACACUAUUAACUAUAAAUUAGACUAAGAAUUUUGCUGAUGUUAUUGAAAAUUGAAUAAACAACAUAAUAAUAGUUU